Calypte anna (Anna's hummingbird) is the source of this 2689-nucleotide messenger RNA. RefSeq names its product mitochondrial tRNA translation optimization 1 (gene MTO1). Gene Ontology annotation, biological process: tRNA methylation; tRNA wobble uridine modification. NCBI's taxonomy places the organism in Eukaryota, Metazoa, Chordata, Aves, Apodiformes, Trochilidae. Gene Ontology annotation, molecular function: flavin adenine dinucleotide binding. The transcript is spliced from 12 exons. The record is from RefSeq and is a predicted model, not a curated record. Bases 186 to 2105 code for a protein of 639 amino acids. Gene Ontology annotation, cellular component: cytosol.
UGCCCUGUGCGCCGUGCUCGGGGCACCGCCGGGCGGGCAGCGAGGCCGGGGCGGCGGCGGCGGGCCCGCGCUACGAGGUGGUGGUAAUCGGUGGCGGCCAUGCGGGGACUGAGGCUGCCGCCGCCGCCGCUCGCGGCGGGGCGCGCACGCUGCUGCUCACGCACAAGAUCGGCACCAUCGGGGAGAUGUCCUGCAACCCCUCCUUCGGCGGCAUCGGGAAAGGGCAUCUCAUGCGAGAGGUGGACGCGUUGGACGGGCUGUGUGGCCGCGUCUGCGACCGCUCCGGCGUACACUACAAGGUGCUGAACCGCUGCAAGGGCCCGGCCGUGUGGGGCCUCCGCGCCCAGAUCGAUCGGGGUCUCUACAAGGAGAACAUGCAGAAAGAAAUCCUCAACACACCACUGCUGACAGUUCAUGAGGCAUCUGUGGAGGAUCUUGUCUUGACAGAGCCAGAACCAGAUCAUCCUGGGAAAUGCCAAGUCACAGGAGUUGUUCUUGGGGAUGGGAGCACCGUGCAUGCUGGCAGUGUUAUCCUGACCACUGGUACCUUUCUGAGGGGUAUGGUCCUCAUCGGACUGGAGGCACACCCGGCUGGACGUCUCGGGGACCAGCCAGCCAUUGGGCUGGCUCAGACUCUGGAGAGACUGGGGUUUGCUGUGGGCAGGCUGAAGACUGGCACACCCCCCCGACUUGCCAAAGACACCAUUGACUUCAGUGGUCUGGAGGAACGUCCAGCUGACAAUCCUCCAGUGCCCUUCAGCUUCCUCAGCAAGUCCGUGUGGAUAAAGCCAGAAGAUCAGCUGUCGUGUUACCUGACCCGCACUACCCUGAAAGCCCAGCAAAUUAUCCAUGAUAACCUCCACCUCAACAACCACGUAAGGGAGACAACGAGGGGCCCACGGUACUGUCCUUCUCUUGAAGCAAAGACUCUGCGCUUCCCAAACAGACAACACCAGGUGUGGCUGGAGCCCGAAGGCUUGGAGUCCAAUGUCAUUUACCCUCAGGGCAUGUCAAUGACACUGCCACCUGAGCUCCAGGAGCAGGUGAUCAAAUCCACCCCAGGCUUGGAAAAAGCAAAGAUGUUACAGCCAGGCUAUGGGGUGCAAUAUGAUUUUUUAGAUCCCCGUCAGCUGACUGCUUCUCUCGAGUCUCGUCUUGUGCAGCGCCUCUUCUUUGCAGGCCAGAUAAAUGGCACCACAGGCUAUGAAGAAGCUGCAGCUCAGGGUGUGAUUGCUGGGAUCAAUGCUUGCCUGCGGGUUCAUGGCAAGGCCCCUUUCGUGGUCAGUCGCACGGAAGGCUACGUUGGUGUCCUGAUUGAUGACCUGACCACGUUGGGCACCAGCGAGCCGUACCGGAUGUUCACCAGCCGCGUGGAGUUCCGCAUGUCCCUCCGGCCUGACAACGCCGAUGCCAGGCUCACCCACAGAGGUUUUGAAGAAGCUGGGUGUGUGUCACAGCAGCGGUACGAACAGGCAGUUAAGAUGAGAGCUGCUUUAGAGGAUGGAAUUGCAACGCUGAAAUCCCUUCAGUUCAGCAUAUCCAAAUGGUCCCAGUUAGCACCAGAAGUUCCCAUCAGCAGCAGUCGAAGGUCGCCCGUGAGUGCCUUUGACAUCCUCCAGUAUGCAGAGGCCAACAUGGACAUUCUGGCAAGGGCUUUCCCAGAGCCCCUAGGAAAGCUUGCUCAAUGGAGAGAGCUGGCAGAGAGAAUGAAAAUAGAAGCUGCCUAUGAGUGGUGUGUAGUCAAUCAACAGCAGGAAAUAGAAGAAGUACGUCGUGAUGAAGCCCUCCGGCUGCCAGAGGACCUGGACUACUUUGCCAUUGAUGCAUCACUCUCAGCAGAGGUGCGGGAGAAACUCCACUCCAGUCGUCCCCAGACGAUCGGUGCAGUCAGCCGCAUCCCUGGGAUUACACCAGCUGCUAUUGUUAACCUGCUCAGAUUUGUGAAAACCAACCACCAAAAGCCUAAGAAGCUAAAAGCUGUGCCUGACACUGGCAAGGAUUUACCAGGAAAAAUGUACUCAGAGAAAGCAACUUCCCAAAGACAGACUUCAGGAGGGCUUUCUGAAGAGGAGCCAGAGAUUACUUUUGCUAAAACACCUUUGUAGAGAAGUGUAACCCUCCUACCAGUGAAAGCACCAAGGUGACCUGUGCUCACGAGCCUCUUCACAGAUAAAAGCAAUGCUGGCUGGAUCUGUAUCAGUUCUAGUUGUGUGUUGUGGCAGUGUCAUCGAGUAGAACAAAGAUAACAAAUGUGCAAACUUCAAGUAGAUGCUCAGGAAUCUCAAAGGCAGUUUGUGGUUUUGCCAGUCCAAAUUAAAAGACAGGGCAAUUACUUUUAAAAUUCCACUCAUUUGGAAAACGUCAAAUAGUCAAAAUCUGCACUAAAGCAUCUCAGAAAGGACAGUGUUUUGUUCUUCUGAAGUGAGUAGAAAGUGUUACCUUGCUGAACCCAUGGCAGCAGAAGAGGAUUUCAGUUGGAAAGAGUUCCAUUGACUUCAGUACUUGUGUUCAUAGCUGCACAGUGACUGAUCACAGUCUGAUGUUCUAGUGUGGUGUCAGCCAAUAGGAGACACUUGGCUAUGAAAAUGUGUGCCACACGAGUAUUUAAACUGAGGCAUGUAAACACUGCAUCCUGGGUUGGUUUGUUUGGGGUUUUUUUCUCCUUUAAAAUAAAUAAAACUUACCUUGA